Messenger RNA from Arachis stenosperma, 2031 nucleotides. RefSeq names its product L-type lectin-domain containing receptor kinase S.4-like. Gene Ontology annotation, molecular function: ATP binding; protein kinase activity; carbohydrate binding. Gene Ontology annotation, cellular component: plasma membrane. Gene Ontology annotation, biological process: protein phosphorylation. Bases 1 to 2031 code for a protein of 676 amino acids. The transcript has a single exon. The record is from RefSeq and is a predicted model, not a curated record. Lineage: Eukaryota; Viridiplantae; Streptophyta; Magnoliopsida; Fabales; Fabaceae.
AUGGCAGCAGUGCAUGCAUUUGGCACCCUGUUGCUUGUUCUUUCCUCUCUGUUGAGCAUUGUAAUUGUAUCCUCUGAUAUCAAUUUUGUACAAAAUGGAUUUCUAGCAGCAGGCUUGAAACUUGAUGGAUCUUCUUAUCUGAGGCCUAACGCUAUACUUACCUUGACCAACGAUUCCUCAAGGAUCCUUGGCCAUGCAUUCUAUCCAUCUCCUUUACCAUUCAAAUCUAGCAGAAACAAAUCCUUUGUUGCAACCUUUAGCACUUCCUUUGUGUUCUCCAUCAUUCCCAAAUAUCCUGAACUUGGUGGACAUGGUCUUGCUUUCGUCCUAAUAUCGACCAGAGCACCGAAAGGUUGCCUUUUAAACCAAUAUUUAGGCCUCCCAAAUGAGACAAGUAAUCAAGAAUUCUCUACCAGGUUCGUAGCUAUAGAGUUUGAUGGGAUACAAAACCUUGAACUACAGGACAUUGAUGACAAUCAUGUGGGAAUCGAUAUCUCCAGCCUCAUCUCUGUGGUAUCUGAGUCAGCAGCAUACUAUGGAAAUGGCCAAGAUCUCAGCAAGAACAUUCCAAUUAAUCUCAAGAGUGGAGACCCCAUUCAAGCAUGGGUUGAUUACAAUGAAGAGAAGAAGUUGAUGAAUGUUACAAUCUCUCCUUUUGGCAUGCCAAAGCCAUAUUUCCCUCUGAUAUCUUUUCCUUUAGACCUAUCUUUGGUGUUUAAUGACUACAUGUAUGCAGGAUUUUCUGCGUCCAAUGGUUUAUUGAUAGCUGAGCAUAAUAUACAUGGCUGGAGCUUCACCAUUGGAGGAGAAAUGCAAGAGCUAAAUAAAUCAACUCUUCCACUCAUUCGAUCAAGUAGUACAAAUAACGUGGCGCAUAGAAAAGCUUUGGCAUUAAGCAUCACUCUGGCAACUCUUUCUGUCUUGGUAAUCAUAGCAGCUACUAUCAUCCUGCGCGGAUUAAGAAAUAAGGACGAGAUCUUAGAAGACUGGGAACUCAAAUAUGGAGCUUAUAGAUUUGGAUACUCUGAGCUCUAUUCAGCUACAGGAAGGUUUGGUGAGAAAAACCUUAUUGGGUGUGGAGGAUUUGGGAAAGUAUACAGAGGAGUAUUACCAACAGGACUUGAAGUAGCUGUGAAGCGAGUCGCUCCUAAUUCAAGGCAGGGAAUGAGAGAAUUUGUUGCAGAAAUAACAAGCAUGGGGAAUCUAAGGCAUAGAAAUCUGGUGCAGUUACAUGGGUGGUGCAGGAAGCAGGAUGAACUCCUCCUUGUUUAUGACUAUGUCCCAAAUGGAAGCCUAGAUGCGCUUUUAUUUGAGAAUGAUCAUCAAAAGAAGAAGUUACUAACUUGGGACCAGAGAUACAAGAUCGUUACUGGUGUUGCACAAGGGCUGCUAUACCUCCAUGAAGAAUGUCCACUGCAGGUGGUUCACAGAGAUGUAAAGCCAAGCAAUGUCUUGAUAGAUGCAGAUCUGCAACCAAGGCUUGGUGAUUUUGGCUUAGCAAGGUGUCAGGAGCACGGAAUCAAUCCGAAGACAACACAUAUAGUAGGAACACUAGGAUACAUUGCACCUGAACUCUCCAAGACUGGGAAAGCAACAAGGAGCACGGAUGUAUAUGGGUAUGGUGUACUCAUUUUGGAAGUGGCUUGUGGAAGAAGGCCAAUAGAGCCCCAGAAGACUCCCAGGGAGCUGGUAUUAGUGGACUGGGUGAGUGAACUACACUGCCAAGGGGAGAUCGGCAGAGCAGUUGACCCAAGUCUAGAUGAGUAUGACAAAGAUGAAGCUGAUCUUGUGCUUAGGCUUGGAUUGCUUUGUUGUCAUCCCAUACCUGAUUAUAGGCCUAAUAUGAGAAGAAUUGUCCAGUUCCUUCUUAAAGAAACCACCCUUCCUCCAGUUCUUCCUGACAUUUGUUGUGCCUGGGAACCUCCUAGAGCAAUGAAGGAAUAUGAGCAAAAUAUUCGAGAUGAUUCUGACCCUUUAAGCUCUGGAGUGUUCUCAUCAAACUAUUUUAGUCAUACCAGCUUUGACAAGUGA